Malus domestica (apple) is the source of this 906-nucleotide messenger RNA. RefSeq names its product putative zinc finger A20 and AN1 domain-containing stress-associated protein 8. The record is from RefSeq and is a predicted model, not a curated record. Gene Ontology annotation, molecular function: DNA binding; zinc ion binding. Lineage: Eukaryota; Viridiplantae; Streptophyta; Magnoliopsida; Rosales; Rosaceae.
AAGUCUUACGAAGUAAUCCUACUCAAUUUUGGAAACGGAUUCCCACUACAAAUCCUACGCGAACCAUCGCCCUUGUAUUAUAUAAAUCGCACAGGCCAUACAAGCUUUUGUAUUACAAACUCAACAAAGUGUGGUGCUAAAUUUACCCAGGAGGAAGCCUUUUGUAUUACAAACUCAAGAAACUGUGCUGCUAAAUUUACCCAGGAAGAAGCUUGGUUUUUGAGUUCGAUCGCCGGAAGAAGAAGAGAAGAAGAAUCACGGUUACUUGAAAAACAAGAAAACAAGGAGAAGGAGCAAUAAGGAAUCGAUAUGGAGUCGCAAAAGAAGAUGACAGAGCGUCCCUGCUGCGCAAACGGUUGCGACUUCUACGGCUCUGUGGAGACCAAGAACCUGUGCUCGCGAUGCUACAGAGAUUACCUGAAACAAGAGUCCCGAGAGAAUAUGAGGGCAGAGUCCGCCAUGGUGGCUUUAAUGAAUAACCUUGAUAGGGGUUCCGUCGCUGGGCGAAUAAAUCCCUUGCCUUCUUUGAAAGCAUCAAACUCGGUUUCUCCCUCUGUCGCUGUUGCUGGUUGCUCCAAGAGUAGUAGUGGAUCAACCUCUGUGAAAAAUAGGUGCGAAAGCUGCAACAGAAAGGUUGGAGUGCUUGGCUUUAGCUGCCGGUGUGGUGGUGUGUUCUGUGGGACGCAUCGCUACCCAGAAAAACACUGUUGCCAUGUAGAUUUCAAGAUGGCUGGACGAGACGUUUUGGCCAAGCAAAACCCACUUUGCAAGGGUGACAAGCUAGAAUGCAGGAUUUAGAGAGAAUGAAGUUGUGGUAAAGAUUGGCAUGGCUGAAUUUGUUUGUACUUUUAGAUAUUUUGUUUGAUUUCGGAAAUAGAUAUUUACGUUCUUUCUGUUCGAUACCAA